GAAACCCUAAUCCACCUUUACUGCCACCUUCCUUAGCGGCAGAUACAGAGAGUGUGAGAGAGAGAGAGAGAUUCUCCGCCAUGGGUAGAGUCAUCCGCGCACAGCGUAAGGGUGCUGGAUCCGUCUUCAAGUCCCACACCCAUCACCGCAAGGGCGCUGCCAGGUUCCGCAGCCUCGACUUCGGCGAGCGCAACGGUUACCUCAAGGGUGUGGUCACCGACAUCAUCCACGACCCCGGCCGCGGUGCUCCACUCGCCAAGGUGACUUUCCGCCACCCAUUCAGGUACAAGAAGCAGACGGAGCUGUUCGUCGCUGCUGAAGGUAUCUACACCGGCCAGUUCAUCUACUGCGGGAAGAAGGCCACACUCGUCGUCGGAAAUGUUUUGCCACUCAGAUCCAUCCCCGAAGGAGCUGUCAUUUGCAACGUCGAGCAUCACGUUGGUGCAUUUGAUAGUUUGGCUGAGUUAAAGCACGGUCAAUUAGAAUUGGUUAUAUGUGUUUUUCAUUUUUGUUGCAGGAUCAAGCUCCCAUCUGGUUCAAAGAAGAUUGUGCCAAGUGGAUGCAGGGCCAUGAUUGGACAAGUUGCGGGUGGUGGAAGAACUGAGAAGCCACUCCUUAAGGCUGGUAAUGCUUACCACAAAUUCAGGGUCAAGAGGAACUGCUGGCCCAAGGUUCGUGGUGUUGCUAUGAAUCCAGUUGAGCAUCCCCACGGUGGAGGUAACCAUCAACACAUUGGUCAUGCCAGUACUGUUAGGCGUGAUGCUCCACCUGGCCAAAAGGUCGGUCUCAUUGCUGCAAGGAGGACCGGUCGUCUUAGGGGCCAAGCUGCCGCCACUGCUGCUAAGGCUGAUAAGACCACUUGAAGUUUUUAGGACUUUCUUUGAUUGCAAGUUUCCAAAUUUUGUUUCUUUCAUAGUUUAGGUUGAACUGUUUGGGUGCUAUUUUGAGAAUCAUUUCCCCCAUAAAUAUGAAGCUUUUGAUUGACAGUA
This is a messenger RNA of Arachis stenosperma, 989 nucleotides long. Its product is annotated as 60S ribosomal protein L8-1-like. Gene Ontology annotation, molecular function: structural constituent of ribosome; RNA binding. Gene Ontology annotation, biological process: cytoplasmic translation. The record is from RefSeq and is a predicted model, not a curated record. Gene Ontology annotation, cellular component: ribosome; cytosolic large ribosomal subunit. Bases 81 to 863 code for a protein of 260 amino acids. NCBI's taxonomy places the organism in Eukaryota, Viridiplantae, Streptophyta, Magnoliopsida, Fabales, Fabaceae. The transcript has 2 exons.